This is a messenger RNA of Rana temporaria (common frog), 3546 nucleotides long. It is a transcript of the gene TFCP2, whose product is annotated as transcription factor CP2. The coding region runs from base 490 to 2070 and encodes 526 amino acids. The transcript has 16 exons. Lineage: Eukaryota; Metazoa; Chordata; Amphibia; Anura; Ranidae. The record is from RefSeq and is a predicted model, not a curated record. Gene Ontology annotation, cellular component: nucleus. Gene Ontology annotation, molecular function: RNA polymerase II cis-regulatory region sequence-specific DNA binding; DNA-binding transcription activator activity, RNA polymerase II-specific. Gene Ontology annotation, biological process: positive regulation of transcription by RNA polymerase II.
CGUCACGGUGUGCGUCGGGUGUGGGCCGUCGCAGCCGCUGCUCUGGCUUCCUCCAUGUUGCCUUGUUAAACAGCCUCGGCCGGUUGUCACCUGUGUCCGGAGGGAGCCCUACCCGGAGACAGCAGCUGUCAUCCCGUCCGCCGCUCUACAUGUGUCUCUCCGUGCGCUGGGAGGGCGGCUGCCGAGAGCCAGUGGCGGAGCGUUCCCUGUGAUGCCUCCCUCAGCUGCUACCGCCGCAACCACUAUGAUCUCCUAGAAAGCCGGAGCUUCCACGGACCGUCUCCCGCCCAGACAUCCUCGCCCUGGCAUGUCCGCCUGUGUCAGCGACAUUAUUCCGUACGGAGGGAGCUCCGCUCUCCGCGGGUAAUAGGAACGUGCAGCUACCGGACUCUACCCACCUUCCCCCCCUCCCCCAUCAACACUCCCUCCGAGAUCCACAUCUCAUCACCGGACACUAGAAGUGCCAGGCUCUCCCUCCCGCCCGCAACCAUGGCCUGGGCUCUGAAGCUUCCCCUGGCAGAUGAGGUGAUAGAAUCCGGACUGGUACAGGACUUCGAUGCCAGCUUGUCUGGGAUAGGGCAGGAGCUGGGUGCUGGCGCCUACAGUAUGAGUGAUGUCCUCGCCCUGCCUAUUUUCAAGCAAGAAGAGUCCAGUUUGCCUUCUGAAAAUGAAAACAAGAUUCUACCUUUUCAGUAUGUGCUGUGUACAGCUACCUCCCCCGCGGUGAAGCUUCACGAAGAGACCCUCACCUAUCUCAACCAAGGUCAGUCUUACGAAAUCAGGAUGUUGGACAAUAGAAAACUUGGAGAAUUACCAGAAUUAACUGGCAAAUUAGUUAAGAGCAUCUUUCGGGUGGUGUUCCAUGACCGGCGUCUGCAGUACACAGAGCACCAGCAGCUGGAAGGCUGGAGGUGGAACAGGCCUGGAGACAGAAUACUUGACAUUGAUAUUCCAAUGUCUGUGGGUAUUAUUGACCCGCGAGCAAAUCCUACACAGCUUAAUACUGUUGAAUUUCUCUGGGAUCCCUCAAAGAGGACAUCUGUGUUUAUCCAAGUACACUGUAUUAGUACAGAGUUUACCAUGAGGAAGCAUGGGGGUGAAAAAGGUGUUCCCUUCCGAAUUCAGAUAGAUACCUUCAAAGAGAAUGAAAAUGGAGAGUACACAGAACACCUGCAUUCAGCCAGCUGUCAGAUUAAAGUCUUCAAGCCAAAAGGAGCAGAUCGAAAACAGAAAACUGACCGAGAAAAGAUGGAGAAAAGAACCCCACAAGAGAAGGAAAAAUAUCAGCCAUCUUAUGAAACGACUAUCCUCACAGAGUGCUCUCCGUGGCCAGAGAUUGCAUAUGUGUCAAAUGCUCCCUCUCCUGGGUUUAACAGUUCACAUAACAGUUUUACAAUUGGGGAAAGUAAUGGUUCUCCAAACCAUCAGCCAGAGCCCCCGGCACCAAUCGUUGAUGUAAGUUCCGCAUUGACACCCAUACAGGAGGUGGAACCUAUCUCUCAUGUGACCGUCCUGGAGGAUUCCUGGAAAGGGAGUUAUCAGAACCUCUUGCCUACAUCAACCCCUCAGGAGGCACAACAGUGGCUACAUAGAAAUAGAUUUGCUGCAUUCUCGCGGCUAUUCUCAAAUUUCUCAGGUGCAGAUUUAUUAAAACUAACUAGAGACGAUGUUAUCCAGAUCUGUGGGCCUGCUGAUGGCAUACGGCUAUUCAAUGCACUGAAAGGGAGGGUGGUCCGGCCGAGGCUUACGAUUUAUGUAUGUCAGGAGUCACAACAACUACGUGAGCAUCAGCAACAGAAACAUGAAAAUGGAGAGCAAGGAAAUGGUUCUUUCUAUGUGUAUCAUGCCAUCUACCUGGAGGAGCUCACAUCUCUGGAAUUGACUGAGAAGAUAGCCCAGCUGUUUAACAUUUCUCCUCAUCAGAUUAACCAGAUUUACAAACAGGGGCCCACGGGCAUUCAUGUUCUGAUAAGUGAUGAGAUGAUUCAGAACUUCCAGGAUGAGUCGUGCUUUGUGUUGGAUUCAAUGAAAGCUGAAACAAGUGACAGUUACCACAUUAUCCUAAAAUAAAGUUCCACUUGCAAUCCAGAUUAUUUUGUCGUUGAAGACACAGAUUUCGUCUCUCCGGGCUCUUCAAUGGGCUCCCAAGGCUUGAACGUAUUGGAGACAACUAAAUCUCGCAGUGUUGCCACAUCGCUGGCAAUUUGCUACCCUAAUUUUCUUCCAUUAGAGAACAGUUAUGCUGACCUUGCUUGUGCAGACUGAAGUCACAUUUGUUCUUUGAAACAUACUAGAGCAGUGGUGAGAAGAGACCAUAACAGUUGUUGCCAUGGCUUAUUUAUCAAAUCAGGUUUUGCCUGCACAAACGGUUCCAGAUACCUUGAAAUGAAGUGAACUUUGAAGUGCAUCGCAGACAAAGUAGCACAUUACUUUGUCUCAUACCUUCACUGGUCUCUUCUUUUUAUACUAUAGCAAAGAAGCAUUUUUAGCUGUUCGUGCUGGCUGCAGGAAGAAAGGAAUAUGAUAUUCUUGAAUCAUAUUGGUGUAUGUUAUUGGUCAACCCAUCAAACUGUACUGUCUGAAAGAGAUGGUAAGGGGGGGUUAGUAUUUUUUUAUGUAGCAUGUGUCUUUUUGUAUGAUGCUUUUUGUAACACCAGCCAUCUUUCCUAGCUGUCCCUAUUCUCAAGCCCCUCCCCCCAGAUUUUUACUUGCUUUUUUACAUUUUUUUUUUCUUUUUUUAUUUGCUUGCCACAUGGGGUUAUCAGCCAUUUUUACUUGACUGCUGGACAGGUAAAGGUCCGGUUAAUGAUUUAAGACUUCUUUCAGUGCUGUGUAUCAGUGAUCAUGCUGUUUUGUACUGUAAACUUGAGGCUGGCUCUUCCUCUAUCUGAUCAGAUGUAAAGAGUCAUUCUAGAGUAUAGAACAUGUUUAAGCCAGUCCACCCAAAAGGCCAGGCAUUUUGCAGAAAUAGAGCCUGUGACUUAAGAGUGCCCUGAGAUUACUAGUAUCGAUUUGCUGAUUCGAGAGUAUUACUUUUCAAGAGCACAGUCCCCACUUGUCAGAUUGUGCCAAUCCCAAAGCAGCUUAUGUCUUCAUUUUGUUACUAAUAAACUCAAGGCCAGGUCAAACUGUGCAGUCUUCAACUUCUUGCUCUGUGUUGUACCAUUAUCGGAUAUAAGUUCCUGUAAGCACCCCUUUGCAUGCUAUGGAACUUUAUUGAUGUCUGGGUGUAGAUUUGGUGUAACAUGGCCUGCAUUAAACAGUUAAACUAUUAAAUCUCAUUGGCUAUUUAACUGUAUCCCAUUAUAACUCGCCCCUCUAACUUUUGUAUUCUGACAUUUUACUUUUUUUUUUUUUGUUUUUUACUUUUGAUUCAUUUUUCUUUUUGUAAUCCUGUUUUUGUCAAAUAGUUAUUGUUGCAUUUAUUUUGCAAGAGUUUUGCAAGGCAUUGCUAUUCUGUAUUUACAGAGUCACCUGUGGCAUUCUAGAAGUCUUGUGGGACAGCAAAUACCUCCAAUAAUAAAAACAUUGCUGCCAUUUCAAGAA